This is a messenger RNA of Striga asiatica, 819 nucleotides long. The record is from the annotation of a GenBank genome assembly. Lineage: Eukaryota; Viridiplantae; Streptophyta; Magnoliopsida; Lamiales; Orobanchaceae.
AUGAGGUGGCGGCACAGCCCCCGUCUCACGGUAAAUCAGCCGUUGAGAAAAAUAAUUUCCGGUCAAGGGGCCAAGAACCGGAGCUCGAUGACUAGGAUAUGGCCAAGGAUUAUUCUGAACCACAGCAGGAAAUUGGGAGGGCAAAACUGGAAUGUUAUAAUUUGGAUUAACUCGAGAUACGGUCUGAGGAAACACUGCCUCAGUUUGCACAUCCGCAUGUGUUCGGAAAAUUCGACUCUGUGUCUGAGGCUGAGGAGGAAGUACCAUUAUCCGACCUCGGCUGAAGGGCAUUUCAGUAAUUUGAGUUCCAAUACUGAUUUUGCGGAUACCGGAAGUUGGGUACUCGAGUACCCAACUGAUGAGUCAUAUGAUACUGAUGAGGAGGUAACGGGCCUGGUCCUGGGCCCGGGCCCACCUGGUAGGUUGCCAGAUGUCCGGGCCUGGGCCCGGGCCCACCUGGUGGGUAUUAUUUGGGUUGGCUCUUGCGGUUGGAGGUUGCCAGACAUUCGGGCUGUUCGUGAGAUGGGCCGACUAAUUGCGGGGGCCUUCGUGCAUUGGGCUGUUGCUGGGUUGGCUCUUGUGGUUGGAGGUGGCCAGAUGUCCGGGCCCGGGCCCGGGCCCACCUGGUGGGUAUUAUUAGGGUUGGCUCCUGUGGUUGGAGGUGGCCAGAUGUCCGGGCCCGAUACCGGGCCCACCUGGUGGGGUUGGCUCUUGCAAUUGGAGGUGGGCAGACGUUUGAUUCGGGCUGUUCGUGAGAUGGGCCGACUAAAUGCGGUGGCCUUCGUGCAUUGGGCUGCUGCUGGUUUUGAUUUGUGUUGA